This is a messenger RNA of Sceloporus undulatus (fence lizard), 3021 nucleotides long. Its product is annotated as transcription factor Sox-3-like. The record is from RefSeq and is a predicted model, not a curated record. Gene Ontology annotation, biological process: cell differentiation; regulation of DNA-templated transcription; anatomical structure morphogenesis. Lineage: Eukaryota; Metazoa; Chordata; Lepidosauria; Squamata; Phrynosomatidae. The coding region runs from base 272 to 1249 and encodes 325 amino acids. The transcript has a single exon. Gene Ontology annotation, molecular function: DNA-binding transcription factor activity, RNA polymerase II-specific; RNA polymerase II cis-regulatory region sequence-specific DNA binding.
GCAGAGAAAAAGCCAGAGAGAGACUUGGAAGAGAGACUUGAGACAGAAGAAAGAGUGGAGCGCGCCGUCGGAAGAGCAGCAAAGUAAAGAACCCCCUCUUUUAUUAAUAUUGUUAUUAAUAUUAAUAUUCUUACUCCUUUUGGGUCUUGGCUCUGCUUGGAAAAGGCUUGGGCAAGGCUUGGGAAAGGGCCCCGCUCCGGAGCCUGCUUGUUGCUCUGCUCCGUCUCUCUCGCUUUGCUCCAAGCUGGCGCAUCUUCUAAGCGCCUCGACGAUGUACGGGAUGCUGGACGGCGGCGAGCUCAAAGGCUCCCAGCCCAACUCGAUGGGCAACGGAGGAGGCAACACUAGUAAAGGCGGAGGAGGAGGAGGUGGAGGAGGAGGAGGAGGUGGGCCUGGCCCCACGGACCAAGACCGGGUCAAGCGCCCCAUGAACGCCUUCAUGGUCUGGUCCCGGGGCCAACGUCGGAAGAUGGCCCAGGAGAACCCCAAGAUGCACAACUCUGAGAUCUCCAAGCGUUUGGGCGCCGACUGGAAGCUUUUGAGUGAUGCUGAGAAGAGGCCCUUCAUCGACGAGGCCAAGCGCCUCCGCGCCGUCCACAUGAAGGAGUAUCCGGAUUACAAGUACCGUCCCCGUCGGAAGACCAAGACCUUGCUGAAGAAGGACAAGUACUCCUUGCCGGGGGGGCUGCUGGCUCCGGCUGGGGGGGGGCCAGGCGGCGGAGGGGGGGUAAGCAGCCCCGUCCAGCGCUUGGACUCCUAUGCCCACAUGAAUGGCUGGCCCAACGGCGCCUACGCCUCCCUGAUGCCCGAGCAGCUGGGCUACAGCCAGCACCCGGCCAUGGGCAAUGCCCAGCUCCAGCCCAUGCCCCGCUACGACGUGAGCGGCCUCCAGUACAGCCCCAUCAUGUCCUCGGCCCAGCCCUAUAUGGCCGCCGCCGCCUCGACGUACAGCAUGGCAGCCGCCGCCGCCGCUUACGGGGCUCCGCAGCCGUCGGGGCCCGCCUUGAGCCUCGGGACCAUGGUCAAAUCCGAACCCAGCUCCCCUCCGCCGGCCCUGGCCUCCCACUCGCAAAGGGCCUGCCUCGGGGAUUUGAGGGAUAUGAUCAGCAUGUAUUUGCCCCCCGGAGGAGACCCCUCCAGCGACCCCUCCGGCCUCCAAAGCGGCGGCGGCGGCAGCAGCCGUCUGCACCAGCAUUACCAGGCCGCCGGGACUGGGGUCAAUGGGACUGUGCCCCUGACCCAUAUCUAGACCCCCCCAAGAGGAACCAGAUCCCCCUCUUGGCCCUAAGGACCCCCAAAAAGCCAACCUUUUGGAAAUGAAGGCUUUUCUUGGACCGCGCCUUCGAACAAAGCGCUCCGCCGCCGCUUGCGACUUUGCCCAAACUUUUCUUCCUUGCGAUGUUUGUGGCUUUAUUUGGGAUUUUUUGGGGGGAGACUUUAGACAUUGGGGCCGCUCGCCUCUGCUCCCAGGAACAACUCCCCCCCCCCGAUGGAAAAUAAUCGAUAUGAUGACUGCUAUCUUUUGGGGGGUAUAACAAAGAAGAGGAGGAGGAGGAGAAUGUCCUUGUCUGGUUGAGAAGCACAAAGAGUCCUCUAACUUUGGGGGGAUCCGGGGAAAAGAGGGGCUUCCUUUUAAUGUUUAUUUUUUUGGGGGGGAGGAGACUUGAUUUUGUUGUUGUUGUUGUUCUUGUGUGGGACAAGCCCUCCCGGAAAACAAUAAUAAUAACCCCAAAUAUAGAAUGAGAAUGGUGGACUUGAAAAGAUUUUGUUUUUAUCGCCUGGGUUGAAGUGGGUUCAUUUCUCCUCUCCUCAUUUUCCCCACAUUUUUUCUUUCUUUCUUUCUUUCUUUUUUAAAAGGAAAACUUUUUAAAAUCUGGAAUUUUCCCUUUUCUCUUCAGAAAGUUGAUAUUUGUUUUUAUCGCCUGGGUUGAAGUGGGUUCAUUUCUUCUCCAAACUCCCAACAUUUCUCCUCUCCUCUUUCCCCCCACUUCUUUCUUUCUUUCCUUUUUUAAAAGGAAAACUUCUUAAAAUCUGGAGUUUCCCCCUUUUCUUCAGAAAGUUGACACUAAUUUUUGUUGAAGCCGCAUUAUUUCUCCUCCCAGCUCCAACAUUUCUCCUUCCCUCCUUUUCCCCACUUCUUUCUUUCUUUCUUAAAAUGUGGAAUUAACCGAUUCUCUUCAGAAAGUUGACAUUAGUUUUUGUUGUCUGGGUUGAAGUUAGGGUCAUUUCUCCUCCAAACUCUAACAGUUUCUCCUCCUUUCCCCCCACUUCCAUCCUUCUUUCUUUUCUUUCCUUGUAAAAGACAAAGUUUCCAUUUCUCUUUCCAAGUUUUCCCAGAUGAAAGUUGGGGAGGAAAAUGGCUCAGAAAGGCAACAUUUUGCUUUUUUCAAUAGGACUCCUUUUUAAAAUAUAUACAUUUUAUUCUUUUUCAUCUUCAUAAAAAAACUUAUUUCCAUUUUCAAAGGAUUUUUUAAAGCCAGGUAAAAGCAGGAUUGAGCCCAAAAUUGGGGGAAAUAUUCGGAUCCCAAACCACACUUACAAUUUUGGGGGAGGAACUUUUGGACUGAAGUUAAAAGAGGUGUUUAAAAAAAUAAUUUAAAAUUUCUAGGACUUUAGUAACGACGCAAAGUAACGCGUUACUUCUCCCCCCCCACCUUCCACCCUUUUGUUUGGAGUAAAGGGAGUUGUGAAUAUAUCUGUAAAGAGGAGGGCUUCGUUUUAUCCUGGGGCCGUUGUAAAUUUCUGUACAAACAGUUAUUAUUUGGUGUUACUUUGUUUUGAUUUCGUUUCUCCCCCGUUUUCGUUUUGUGGAUCUCUUUGUUUUGCACGAAACGGGUCCUUUAGUUAACGAUGCUUUUUUAAACAUAUACAGUAUAUAUUAUUUUCGUUGUCGUUGGUUGUGUCUUUGGAAAAGGAUUAUUAUUUUUCCCUCCCCAUCGAUCCUAUUUUUUCCCCUUUCCUUGUCCCUUUUUUUGCCUCCUUCCGACAAAGAACUUUAAAGAGAGAACAAUAAAUUUUAUA